Molecule: messenger RNA, 3683 nt
Organism: Microstroma glucosiphilum
Lineage: Eukaryota; Fungi; Basidiomycota; Exobasidiomycetes; Microstromatales; Microstromataceae
Exons: 7
Coding region: 129-3587 (1152 amino acids)
Biological process (GO): phosphorylation; phosphorelay signal transduction system
Molecular function (GO): protein binding; phosphorelay sensor kinase activity
Source: RefSeq, a predicted model, not a curated record
GAGGCGAGAAGCUCCUCAUCAUAACCUGCUAGCCCGCUGACGUCGCAGUCUCCUCGACCGACGGUGGCAGCCGUUCGUCUUUCUUUGUACACUGCGCCCCCACCUUUACCCGCCUGGGUCUGUCCAAUAUGCCACAGCGGCUGAAUAUGAGGGAUGAUGAGCUCUCAGCCAUCAUCCAGUUCGCACCCGUAGCACUCGUGGUCUUGGACAGAAACCGGAACUUGAAGAGAGUCAACAAGUUUGCCGAGACUAUGCUCGGGCUAGAUGCAAAGAUGUGUACUGGUGCCCCCUUCAAUGCUUGGGUGGCCGAGAGUACGCGGCCGACAGUGACAAGGGCCAUUCGAUAUGCUGCUGAGUCCAAGUGGGGAGAGUCUGAGCACGGCUCGCCGUGGGCUCAGCCUGCACAGUCCACCGUAGCUCUCACCCCACGUCGGACGCCCGAGGAUCGGGCAGGUAGACCCUUCUGGUGCGGCAUCACCAUUGCAGCCUGUUUCGACACACCUGCAAAUUCGUCCAAGCUGUAUAUGCACGAAGCCUGGUACAUCAUCACAAUCACAUUAUUGUCCAGCUCAACGACGAAACCUCCGAGCCUGCCGAACUUCACGACUCCAGUCGAAGUAGCUCCAGAAGAGGAGGCCGUAUUAGAAACGGCUAAACAAGUCGCAGCAGCUAAUCUCGGCCCUGAUCAAGAAGUAGAGUCUGCCGUCGACGAUGACAGAGGUCCCUUCGACGAUUUGGCGGAUCCGCCUCUUCAGACAUCUCUCCUGGCCGAGGCUGUUGCAUACAAUAUCGAUUACGCAGUGGUUUGCAUGUCGAGCGACGGACACACCGCAGUUCGAAAUCGGACAGCGGACAGUUUACUUGAGCGUAUCAGCGCGGGCCCUGGCGGCGGCAUGUAUGAGGAAAACGUCGAAAAUCCUCCAGCCGCUCCUCCAUCGGACAGAACAGCCGACUCUGCUCCUCUCGAGGGGGAGGUCGAUACAGCUUGGCUUCUAUCGCACUUCAACUGCUACGACGCAUCCUUUUCUCAGCUACUCAAUUUCCGCGACUACCCUUUGUACAGAUGUGCAAUCCUGGGCCAGAAGAUCGUAAAUGAACAGAUUGGUGUCAUCGCCAAAGACGGCACCAGGUACGUUCUGGAAGUCACUGGAAUCCCUCUCUUCGACUCCGGGGGGGAUGGAAGGUACAUAGGUGGAGCUCUUUUCCUGAAAGACGUCACGAGAGAAUCUUUCCGUGCGAGCAGCAUGAGUGUGGCAGAAGUGGCACUUGUGGAUGACAGCGGAUCAGUCGACACCAUUGCUAGCUUCAAGCGGGUCUGUGAAGACCUACCAGAGAUUGCUUGGAUUGCCAACAGUGAUGGCUACCUGGAAUGGUACAAUCAUCGCUGGUACGAGUAUACUGGGUCUUCCUUUGAGACCUCGAAGGGUUCCAGCUGGACAGACUAUGUACAUCCUGCCGAUCUGCCUUCGGUAGGCAAGGCAUGGAGCAAGGCACUCCGUCAGGAAUCCCGCUAUGAGGUGCAAGAACGGAUCUUGGCGAAAGACGGAACGUACAAGUGGAUGCUUUGUCGAGCGCACCCGGUCCGAAACAGCGAAGGCAAGGUGCUGAGGUGGUUCGGAAUGUUGACAGACGUUCACGCGACACUGAAUGCUCUUGCAUCAAACCGAGAGGCUAGGGAGAACCUUUCCGAUGCUGUGCGAGGCGCUGAUAUCACUCUGUGGGCAGUGAACACAGAAGGUAUCUUCACACUGGCGGAGGGCCCUCUUGCCAGCUUGGACGCUGCGAAGGGCUCGAGUAUCUCAGGCUCAAGUGCUCACUCAAUCUCUGCCGGCUCAAGCGGUUCGGAGGAUGCUAGAACAGAUCUGCCCCACCUUCGAGAGCCUACGAAAGCACCCAUUGUCGGUCGUAGCAUCUUCGAAGAAUGGGGUGGGCAGAGGAAGGAUCCAAUCAUGCAGGCAUUGCAGGGAGAGCACGUCACAGAGGAGAGCACAAUUAGAGGGCGGACUUACCGUACAAUGUACAGGCCCACGAGGGCUCAGAUGAACGCUCCGACCAGCUUCUUGCUCACUCACGAAGAUGACGAGGCUCCGAUCAUCGGAGUGACCGGCAUGAGCUUCGAUAUCACAGAGCGACUUAUCAUGGAGAAGAAGUUUGAGGAGAGCGCCAGGGAGGUCGCCCGUGCAGAAGCGGCUAGCUCGGCGGCAAAGGAGGCGAGCAGAAUGAAGAGUCAAUUUUUGGCAGUCAUCAGCCACGAGAUUCGUACGCCUCUCAAUGGUGUCGUUGGUCUGAGUGAGCUGUUGCUUGACAUCGACAGUCUCACGGCCGAGGCGCAAGAUUUGGUCCAUUCCAUCCUGCGUUCCUCGGGUGCUCUCCUGACGGUCAUCAACGAUGUGCUGGACUUCAGCAAGGUUGAAGCCGGAAAGUUGGAUCUAGUGUCUCUGCCCUUCUCUCUUCAGCUGGUAUGCGAAGACUCCGCGCGUGACUUCCAGAAGUUGAUGCUCUCGAAGGGUCUGGAGCUCAUCAAGGACAUAGACCUGCCAGAUGAAAUCGUGCUUGGAGAUGCGGGGCGGAUAACGCAGGUCUUGAACAAUCUCCUUGCGAAUGCAGGCAAAUUCACAGAGCGAGGCAGCGUCAUGCUGAAAGCAAGCAAGACCCGGGAGGAGAGCGGCAUUUGCUACUACUCUUUCAAGGUUGCGGAUUCGGGCUGCGGAAUUCCUCAGGCUCAGCUGAGCAGUCUGUUCCAGCCCUUCCGCCAAGCUGACCCAUCGACCUCACGCAAGUACGGUGGCUCAGGCCUAGGACUGGCUAUCUGCCGCAACCUCAUCGAGUUGAUGGGAGGGGAGAUCUCCCUCGAGUCCGAGGAGGGAGUGGGCACGACAGUGACCUUCACAGUCCCUUUGCUGAAGUCUGCCACCUCGGACCCCCAGAAUCCUCGAGAAGAAUUGCAAAGCAUGUUUUCCACCUACCAGAUUGGUGAGAGGACUGCGAUGCUGACCCAAACUACGACCACUACCAAAACGACGGCUUGCCACACCUUUGCACCUGGCCCUGCUUCAGGUGCAGGUACCGCAGCGCCUUCUGAAGAUUAUCUUGGCUUCAGGAGAUCUUCUCUCGUCUCGACCACGACAAAGAGCAACUCCGUCAAGAAAGCUCGCAUUCUUCUUGCGGAAGACAAUCCUGUCAACUCGCAGAUUGCGAUCAAGACGCUGCAGAAGCUAGGGUAUGAGGUCGACCAUGCAGAGAAUGGCGCAGAGGUGCUGGAAUUCUACAAAAAGAAUGAGGAGUACGCCCUGGUCCUCAUGGACUGCAUGAUGCCCACGAUGGACGGCUUCCAAGCGACACGAUUGAUGAGAGCGUCCUCUUCGCUCGCCAUGCGGAAAGUCCCCAUUAUCGCCCUCACAGCAGCGGCAAUCAAGGGCAGGGACAUCUGUCUCGCCGCAGGCAUGUCCGAUUUCCUUUCCAAGCCAGUGCGGAGAGCAACGCUAGACGCCAUGCUGCAGAAGUGGGUCGGACUAGAGCACGACACAACGACGCUGAUGACGCCUUCGAUGAGCAACCAGGAUGCUACCACUCCUGUCUUCGAAUAGACGAUCUGUCGCGUCCCACUGGGAUGGACAGUCUUGCACUGUAGACCUUCCUCUGAAGCUUUGUACAUUACCACCUUUGCCACACCUUCCCCCCCU